AAGCACCAAGCAGCAGGAAGCAGCAGGUCCUUAUUUGGAUUGAAGUCCCGGUGAGUGAUCCAGAGACUUUCACCCCGGAGUGGCUCCAGUGAACAUGCUCUCCCCGGGACUCUGCGUGUCUCUGCUGGCCGUGUGCUGCGCCCUGUGGCCGGCUGCGGUCCGGGCGGCGUCCUGCGAGUCGGUGAGGAUCCCGCUGUGCCGGUCCAUGCCGUGGAACAUGACCAAGAUGCCGAACCACCUCCACCACAGCACGCAGGACAACGCGGUGCUGGCCAUCGAGCAGUACGAGGGGCUGCUGGGAACUGGCUGCAGUCCGGACUUGCUCUUCUUCCUGUGCGCCAUGUACGCUCCCAUCUGCACCAUCGACUUCCAGCACGAACCCAUCAAACCCUGUAAAGCGGUGUGCGAGCGGGCAAAGUUAGGCUGUGAGCCGGUGAUGAAGCGUUACAACCACAGCUGGCCCGACAGCCUGGCCUGCAGCGAGCUGCCGCUGUACGACCGCGGAGUCUGCAUCUCACCUGAGGCCAUCGUCAAGGCAGAGGGACCAGAUCCAUACCACCAGGACCCAGCCAGGUGUAACCCAGAAUCCAGUCCAGACUUUCCAAUGGACUCCAACAACCUCCACUGCAGAGGACCAAUUGGAGAUCACUGUAGGUGUAAGAUAGUCAAGAUGGGUUUGAAAAACUACCAGAGGAACAACUACAACUAUGUGAUCAGAGCCCGGGUGAGGGAGGUGAGGAACCGCGGCAUGGAGCCCACGGCGGUGGUGGACGUGAAGCAGGUGCUCAAGUCUUCUCUCGUCAACAUUCCCAAGGAGACGCAGACGCUCUACUACUCUUCCUCCUGCCUGUGUCCUCCUCUGUCUCCUGGGGAGGAGUAUCUCAUUAUGGGCUACGAGAACGAGGAGACGUCCAGGUUGCUCCUGAUUGACGGCUCCAUUGCGCAAAGGUGGAAGGAAAAAAUGGGCAGGAAGAUCAAGAGAUGGGAUCAGAUCCUGCAGGGAAAAGGCCGAGCAGCUCAGCGCCGGAGUCGCCACUGAGAUCUGACUGUGUGUUUGUGUGUGUGUGUGUGUGUGUAGAUAUUGCACUAUAACAGGCUGUUGUAGCUGAAUGUAGUUCAUCUCUUCAUCUAUCAGACUUUGGAGUCAGAUUUUUGUCUUUUAAUUUCUUUGCACAAACAUUAAUUGGUAUGUGUGUGUGUGUGUGUUUGUGUGUGUGUGUACACCUAAAGCACUCAAAGACAAGAGGGGUGGGUGGAGCUUCAAAGCUGUCGUACUAAACCCUACGCAAAGUCAUACAUUAUGUACAUGACACUUUUUUUUCAAAUUUAUUUUCCAUGUUGGCCACACAGUCCCUCUCCAUAGUCACACUUUUUAGAUGUUGGCCGUGUUACCAUGGCGAUGUGACGGAGGACAAUAAAAGCCAUUUGGAACUGGACAUUUUGGACUAUGAUAGAUCUGUAACCGUGACCUUAACAUUAGUGAACUCUGCAAAAAAGGAAAGUAUAAUACCACUUUUUUUUAGCGGGCAACGAGACCAACGGAAACUACAUCAACCAGGAACAAACAACGAGACCAACAGAAACCACAACAACCAGGAACAAGCAACAAGUCCAACAGAAACUACAGCAACCAGGAACAAGCAACGAGACCAACGGAAACUACGGCAACCAGGAACAAGCAACAAGUCCAACAGAAACUACAGCAACCAAGAACAAGCAACGAGACCAACGGAAACUACGGCAACCAGGAACAAGCAACGAGACCAACGGAAACCACAGCAACAAGCAACAAGACCAACGGAAACUACGGCAACAAGGAACAAGCAACGAGACCAACGGAAACCACAGCAACAAGCAACAAGACCAACGGAAACUACGGCAACAAGGAACAAGCAACGAGACCAACGGAAACCACAGCAACAAGCAACGAGACCAAAGAAAACUACGGCAACCUGAAACAAGCAACAAGACCCAUGGAAGCCACAGCAACCAGGAACAGGCAACAAGCCCUACGGCAACCUGGACCAAGCAACCAGGGCAACAGCAGCAGCAGCAGGGAGCGGGCAGAUGGAAAGUGUUUGUGGUUGAUCCUCUGGUCUCAAUGUGUACAAGUUGUUGGACAGGACAUCUACACUCAGUGGCCACUUUAUUAGGUUCACCUAUACAAUCUAAUGCAAUUAAAUACAACAGCUUAGGUGCAUGUUACAUACGUGAUGGGGCACAAUAUUUCAAACACCUUUGAAUAGCUAAACCUUUGAAACCAACAUACAGAAUUGAACAUAGAAAUGCAGGUGUACUUAAGUGGCCACUGAGUGCAUGCACUGUCGGGAGAGAGUUGAGUGUGCCACUGGACUUUUGUUACCUGUUUGUUUUUCGAUCAAUUAUAAAGUUAGUACAUUUAUAAUGAACACACAUUCCUGUCGCUGUUCUAGGGAUUCGACCUCAUUUAAAGGUUGCAAUCUUUUAAUGGUUUUUCAAAUGUAAAGAGCUGUGGCGUAAGUUACCAAAUGCUGAGUCAACGUUAGCUGAGCUAAAUUUGAAAACAACGAAGGGUUUGUUUGUGUGAUAUAAUGGCUUUCAGUCCCCCUUGGAAAGGGCUGUGUGGCACAAUGCUUUAACUACAUUCAAUUGAUCUUUAAAUGAAAAAUAUCAAUUCACAAAAGAAGGGAAACAAUAAAAUGUUACAUGGAAAAUAGCAAAAGGUUUGUGAAGCAUCUUUGAACUUGAUGUUAUUUUGAAAUGGCACACUUCCAUUCAAUCACAUUCAGAUUGGUUUGUUGAGUUCCACUAAUCGUUUAUUCGCUCUCACUAAACUCAGCACCAUCUUUUAGGAUCAAUGUGAAUGCGUCCGGAUGCCUAUUGAUCAAUCACAGAACUGAUCUUUUCAGUUUUAACUAGAACGGGCACUCGGUAGAGCGCAUACCUUCGCAUAUCACAAGAUUGGGCAUUGAAUUAUGAACAUUUUGGCAUUAGUUGCAUGCCAAUUGGAUAAAAAUUGACCGUGCUAUGGUAAAAAGAAGAUUUUGACCUUUCCAUGACCUUGACCUUUGACCCGAUUGAUCCCAAAAUCUAAACAAAUGGCCCCCAGAUAAUAAGCAAUCAUCCCACCAAAUUUCAUGCGAUUCAAGAAUAUUUUGACCUUUUCAUAACCUUUGACCCGAUCGAUCCCAAAAUCUAAUCAAAUGGCCCCUGGAUAAUAACCAAUCAUCCCACCAAAUUUCAUGCAAUUCGGUUUAAAACUUAUUUUGUUUUGCGAAUAACACGCAUACAAAUAAAUAAAUAAAUACACGGCGAUGCGAAGGUAAUAAUAAUGUCUUGAGGUUGAUUAGGUCAUGUGACACACAGCGUCACGUUUUGAGGGGAAGUGAAUAAGAGCAUGUUAAAUCCCUGACUGAGACACACUGUUUAAUGGAUGUGAUGCAGGGGAGGUGGAAAGGGUACAGUCACAUUAUACUUCCCACCUAUGAAUACUCGCUCUAAACUAUUUCUAUUCCUGUUCAAGCCGUCUCCGGCAGUUCGGAGUCCACCUUUUGUCCAUCUUUGAUUGUUCGGCCAGCCAAUAAAAACAGCGAUGCAUAUGGAGACGUUAUUAUUCUAGUGUCGGACAUCACAUCCCCCACACCACAAACUCGACAUUCAUAACCGGUAUAGAGCCGUACCGUCAUGUCAGAAGACUAACGUGACCGUACCUCAACAUUAUGAUAUCUAUCAUGUUAUUGAUGCUGCUUGCAAUGAAUUAUUAUUGGCAUGCGUUGAGUAAAUAUGCAAACAUGGCACCUUCUCCAACAAUUUACUAAGCUUGCCGUGUCUUUGUGCAAGAGUCAUUCCAGGAACUACGAUAAUGAUCUCCUUUGGAGUAAAAAGUGCAACAACCCUUCCACAUCUCUGCACAAGGGGAGUGUGGGUAGUCCGAGGAUCGAGCUCUGAGAACUCUGACGUGGGGAAGAAACCAAGAUUCAUAAUAAAAACCAGAAAGGUGACUUCGUAGUGGUGAAAAAGGCCUCACAGUCUGGAAUGGCUGCUGUCUGAACACAGGCUCUGAUAAACAGAGCGCGCUCUCUAGUCACACAGCAACACACCAAACACUACACUUCUUUUAUCAGUAAACUAUACUCCGAUAUGUUGAACUCUGAUCUCUUCACAACUGUUUGAACCAAUAAAAAAUGAAUUUUAAA
Pseudoliparis swirei is the source of this 4175-nucleotide messenger RNA. It is a transcript of the gene frzb, whose product is annotated as frizzled related protein. Gene Ontology annotation, biological process: canonical Wnt signaling pathway; non-canonical Wnt signaling pathway. The transcript is spliced from 8 exons. The record is from RefSeq and is a predicted model, not a curated record. Gene Ontology annotation, molecular function: Wnt-protein binding. The coding region runs from base 95 to 1039 and encodes 314 amino acids. Lineage: Eukaryota; Metazoa; Chordata; Actinopteri; Perciformes; Liparidae. Gene Ontology annotation, cellular component: cytoplasm.